GCGAACAAGGCCUGGUUGAAUAACGUCAAUCGAUACAAGUUAUGCCAGAAGGCUUUCUGUGGAACUGUUGACAGUGCUGGGACUGAACGUUGCGACCACUGAUAGGAUAACAAGUUCAACACAAGAGGACUUGUCUAUAAUAUAUUUAUUUUUGAAAAUGUUUGCAACUUCAUACAAACUAAACUGUUAAAAACUGUAUAACAUCGACAGCAUUAUUUUAUGAUGGCAGAGAUAGUAAAAGAGGCAAAAAAAUAUGUGGGAGGCGGAAGAUAAGAGCAUUAAAUUCGAUAUGAAGAAAUUGAAAAACUGGUCGACAUGGAGCAAGGAAGACCUUGGGGAGUACUUACGACAGAACGGUGUGUCGGACAAAAUAGUUGCGGUGUUUGAAACUGAAGAGAUCGAAGGGCAACAUAUUCCAAAUUUAAAAAUGAAUCUCCUUAUGAUGAGAGGUGUAAGCUAUGUAGAGUGUCUUCAAGUGCGAAAAAUAUUUGAAAAACUAAUGAGUCUUGAGACAAAUACACAGCUGAUGAAGGUCUACAACGACCCAAUCCACGGCCAUAUUGAGGUGAACCCAGCAUGCCAGGCCAUCAUAGACACGCCAAUCUUCCAGCGUCUCAGGUUCCUCAAACAGCUGGGCAUGGUCUACUACGUCUACCCAGGAGCGGGACACAACAGAUUCGAACAUUCGCUGGGAGUUUAUCAUCUGGCUGGCCAAUUUGUGAGAAACCUUCGGCUAAACCAACCAGAGCUAAACAUAACAGAUAAAGAUAUUCUGUGUGUUGAAAUUGCUGCUUUAUGCCAUGAUCUCGGGCAUGGGCCAUUUUCACAUGUUUUCGACAAUUUAUUUUUACCUGCUAUCUUGGAUAAAAAUAUAAACAAGGAAAAGAAAUCUAUAAUGGAAGAUCUAAAAAAAGAAACUACUAAGUUGAACACUACCGAAGACAACAAAAAUACAAUUUCUGAAAAAAUCAAUGUUGGAAUUAAGUCACUGGACUUCAAAGGUGACGAAAAGAAAAUUGAGGCACUUAUGCAAGAAAUAAGAGACUUGAAAGCCAUAACAGAAGAGGAAGUGUCGAAGCUUAAGAAAAGCCUGAAUUCAAAAAUACACAAUGUAGCUUCUAAACUAGGACAACUAGGACAACUACAUAUCUCUUUUUCGGAAAGGAGAUCAAUUGUCGAUGAUUUAAGGGAUGAAAUUAGCAAGUUGAAAACAACCGAAGAUAAUAAAAGUAUCAUAACCACAAUGAUCAGUGAUGAAAUGAACGUACUUGGCAUCAAAUACACCGACAAGAAAGUAGAGACGUUAAUGGAGAAAAUAAAGGACUUAAAAGCCAUAACAGAAAAGGAGAUUUUGCAUCUUAAGGAAAUAAUACAUUCAAAAUUAAAGCUAUUAUCUGCUAAAAUAGGACAAGUUGAUUUUACCUUUCCUGCAAAGGAAAAAAAAGCAAUCAUUGAAGUUUUAAGAGCAAAAAUUGCCAAGUUGGAAACAACCGAAGAUAUAAAAAAGAGAAUAACCGAAAUAAUCACCAAUGGAAUUAUGUCACUCAACUUAAAAGAUGACUAUCAGAAAGUUGAUGCAAUAAUGAAGGAAAUAAACGACCUGAAAGCCAUCUCUGAAGAGGAAAUGCUGCAGCUCAAGAAAAGAUUGCUAUCUGAAAUAAAUAAGUUAUCCGAUAAACAAGGAAAAGUUGCUUUUGCAUAUCCUGCUCAGCAUGACAAAAUAUCUGUCCUGUUGAUUGAUGUACUUGAUAAAAAAGUAAAAUUUAAAGAGAAUUAUCAGCUUAAAGACAAUGAUGUCACGUUCAUUAAGGAGAUGAUUGGUGGACCACUGGAAAUAACUGGCUCUCAGAAAUGGCCAUAUGAAGGGAGAAAGGAAAAUAAAUCAUUUCUUUAUGAGAUUGUGUGCAACAAACGAAACAGCAACGACGUAAAUGUGUGGGAUUAUUUAGCCCGAGACUGCCACCAUCUUGGUUUUUACAACAACUUUGACUACAGCCGUUUUAUGAAGUUUGCCAGGGUUAUUGAUGAGGAUGGAGAGAAGCAGAUCUGUAUUAGAGACAAGGAGAUCGCCAACCUGUACAACAUGUUCUACACCCGCUACACACUGCACAAGUACGCUUAUCAGCACAAGGUCAACCGUGGAUUGGAAAUGAUGGUAAAAGAUGUGCUCAAGUAUGCAAAUGAUGUUGUCCUUUUAGAAGGAGAAAAUGGAUCCAUGGUGAAAAUUUCUGAUUGCAUGAAAGAAGAAGGAUUGAAGGCUUUCAUAUCACUUAACGAUAACAUUCUCUUCAAGAUAUUUAACUUCAGUGAAAAUGGUCUCCUAGAAAAGGAAAAAAAGAAGCUUAGAAAAGCCAAGGAGAUCAUUGAUAGAAUCUUUAAGCGUAAACUUUAUACCUGUCACUGGGAAAGUCAACCAUUGUUUCCAAAGAGUUUUGAGUACAAGAAUGAGCCAAUAUACGAUCUUGAUAAGAAACUGAAGCCUUUGUUUACUGAUAACCCUAAAGGUUACAUCAUUAAGCUUACACACUUUGAUUUCGGAAUGAAAGAAGAAAAUCCCGUUGAAAGAUUAAAAGUCUAUUCCAAGAAAUCACCAGAUAAGGCCAGAUUUUUUACCAAAGCUGAAAGCAGCAUAAUUUUGGGUCCAGCAAAGUUCAAUGAAACAAUUCUAAGAGUUUACCUGAAGGAAUCUGUUGAUAUUAAUGGUAUACGCGGGACGGCGCUGGUGGAAACUUGCAACAACUGGUAUAAGGAAUGGGUGGCAACAAAACAGAAGCAGAAGGAAGAAGGAGAAGUGGAAAGUUUAAAAGAUACAAUUAAAAGCAUAUUUAAUGAAAAAACCAACAUGUUCACAGAACUAGCAACAGAUAUUACAAAGCUCAACUUGCAGGAAAUAACUGCCGACGGUUUGAAAGAAAAAAUAAGUCGUACGAUGAAGAGUGAUGGAAUCACUAAAGAUUUAGCUUCUGGAAUUUUAAAACAGCAAAACCAUUAAACACGAUAAACUGAUCACUUACUUAUUAAAGCUUUAUUAUACUUUAUUUUAAUCAACUUUUAAACCAAUUUACAUGCCUUGAUUUAUACAUUUUAUUUUAUUGUAUUAGUUUUGUAAGUAAUUUCUCAACUAAAUAUAAUGUAAUUAAAAAGAGAUGGAUGAACCGCAUCAUAUUCUUUACGAUUUUCACAAACGAAAAUUCUUAACAUUAUUUUUAUGUAUUAGUAUAUGCAUUUUAGAUUAUAAGUAUUUCUUUCUUUUUUUCUAACUUUUGUUUUCAAACUUGAACUUAACAAAAACAAAAUAUACGGAAAUAAACAUUGCUUACCCAUUACCAAACAUUUUUAUUUGUGCAUGGUCAAUAGAGUU
This is a messenger RNA of Physella acuta, 3361 nucleotides long. RefSeq names its product deoxynucleoside triphosphate triphosphohydrolase SAMHD1. Gene Ontology annotation, biological process: dGTP catabolic process; defense response to virus; regulation of innate immune response. Gene Ontology annotation, molecular function: dGTPase activity. Gene Ontology annotation, cellular component: nucleus. The record is from RefSeq and is a predicted model, not a curated record. Lineage: Eukaryota; Metazoa; Mollusca; Gastropoda; Physidae.